Manis pentadactyla (Chinese pangolin) is the source of this 930-nucleotide messenger RNA. Its product is annotated as olfactory receptor 14C36-like. Gene Ontology annotation, molecular function: odorant binding; G protein-coupled receptor activity; olfactory receptor activity. Gene Ontology annotation, cellular component: membrane. Gene Ontology annotation, biological process: G protein-coupled receptor signaling pathway. Lineage: Eukaryota; Metazoa; Chordata; Mammalia; Pholidota; Manidae. Bases 1 to 930 code for a protein of 309 amino acids. The transcript has a single exon. The record is from RefSeq and is a predicted model, not a curated record.
AUGGCUAAUUCUACAGUGACUGAGUUUCUCCUCAUGGGCUUUGCUGAGAGGUGGGAGCUAAGGCUCCUGCUCUCCCUGCUAUUCCUUCUGAUGUACCUGGCCACCCUCACAGGGAACAUUCUUAUCAUCAGUGCCACCACACUUGACCAGAACCUUCAUACACCCAUGUACUUCUUCCUCAGGAACCUGUCCAUCUUAGACAUGUGCUAUGUUUCUGUCACUGUCCCCAGUGCCUGUGUCAACUCCCUCACUGACAAUAGGGCUAUUUCAGUGGCUGGCUGUGCAGCUCAGAUCUUCCUGGUUAUUUAUUGUAUGUAUGUGGAGCUCCUGUUCCUCACCAUCAUGGCCUGUGACCGCUAUGUGGCCAUCUGCCAGCCCCUCCACUACCCCAUCAUCUUAACCCACCAAUUCUGUGUCUGGACAACACUGGUCUCCCUGCUCAGUGGCCUCAUCUAUGCAGGUGUGCACACAGGGAACACAUUCCGGCUGUCCUUCUGUCAGUCCAACGUGGCCCAUCAGUUCUUCUGUGACAUCCCUUCUCUGCUGAGUCUCUCCUGCUCUGACACCUUCAACAACUUUAUAUUACUUGUUGUUUCUGCCAUACUGAUUGGUUGUGGGUCUUUUACUUUUAUCACUGUGUCAUAUAUUUACAUAUUUUCCACUGUGCUGAAGCUUCCAACCAAGGAGAGAGGAAAGGCCUUCUCCACCUGUGUCCCUCACAUCCUAGUGGUGUCUGUCUUCCUCAGUUCCACCAGCUCUGUGUACCUAAGGCCUUCAGGAGCCUCUGACAUUCUCCAGGGAGUGAUUCUUACUCUAUGUUAUACAAUAGUUCCUCCAUUCUUGAAUCCCAUUAUCUACAGUCUUAGAAACACACAGGUAAAGGAAGCAGUAAUGAAAGUAAUAUUAAGGCAAUAUUAUUCAGGAAAUUAA